AUGUGGAACCGAGAAAGCUGGAAGUCCAUGUCCGGACAGCAGCUGCUUAGGCUUGUCACCAUCACUUCCGCCGUCGCCAUUUCCUACGAAGGCAUCAGUCAGGGCGUCAUGGGCGCUGUGACCGUUGCACCAGAGUUUGGGCGACGAAUGGGCUAUGUGAACGAGAACAACGAAGUCACCAAGCCCAUGUUACAGGGUGGUAUUGCCUCCAUAUACUACUGUGGGUCUCUUUUCGCAGCCUUCUGGGCGGGAAGCUUCUCAGAUAACUACGGUCGAAUCAAGGGCAUGUGGAUGGCCUGCUUCUGGUGCAUGGCUGGCGUCAUCCUUCAGGCCUCUGCAGUCAACCUCGCACACAUGCUUUGUGCGCGAUUCGUAGCCGGUAUGGGCGUGGCCUUCAUUCUUGUUAUCGCACCGAUGUGGACGGCCGAACUCUCAGCUGCAUCCCACAGAGGCAAGCAAAUCGCACUCACAUUCUUGGCCAAUUUCUCCGGCAUCGCUCUCGCUGCAUGGAUCGGCUUCGGUACCUCUUUCGAUGAAGCGGCAGGUGGGCAGUUCCGUUGGCGAUUCGAAUUCUCGAUUCAGGCUAUUCCUGUCGUGGCUUUGGCUAUGCUGAGUUUCUUGGUCCCGGAAUCCCCACGAUGGCUUGUCAAGGCUGGGAGACCUGAUGAAGCAUUGGAGAUCAUUGCGAAGUUGAGAGGAAACGGUGACGCCAACCACCCGGAGGCACAGAAGGAAUAUCGUGAGAUUGUCACUGUGGUCGAAGAGGAGUCUCACUACGCCAAGACCAACUAUGUCAAGAUGUUCUUUGGCAUUGGAUCUGGAGAUAUUCAUCUUGGUCGCCGCAUCCAGCUUGCCUUUUGGCUCCAGGUGCUUAUGCAGUAUGGUACUGGAAUUGCUGCUGUGGUGAUAUACUCCGGGACAAUCUAUCGGACGGCCGGCUUCGAUAGUGUCAAGUCUGGCUGGCUAUCUGGGUUAUUAAUGCUAGUCGGUAUUAUCGGUACUGCCAUUGCAGCCUUCACCAUCGACCGGGUAGGCCGACGACGAACUCUUUACUGGGGUGCCGUAGCACUUAGUAUUGUCCUUUUUGCUAUCGGUGGUCUGUUCCGCGGGGCCAUUGAUAACCCAGACAAGGCUACACAGUACGGCACGGCAGCUGCCGCCAUGGUAUUCGUUUAUCUCUUGAUUUUCAGUUCCUCCUGGUUGUUAAUCCCUUUCAUUUACCCGACUGAGAUCUUCCCGACCUGGCUCCGAGCUAAGGGAAACGCGUUUGGCGUGGCUGGAUGGGCUGUCGGCUACGGCGGAGGUUCUCUCCUGGUGCCCAUCAUGUUUUCUGGCAUUAAUGAAAAGACUUUCUAUGUUUUCGGAGCUGCUAUGCUCGCGUACAUCCCUCUUGUUUACUGCUUCCUCCCCGAAACCGCCGGGCGUACCUUGGAAGAGGUUGACUAUUUGUUUGCUAGUAAGAGUGCGUUUACGUGGGAGGAGGAGAAAGAAUUUGCAAGACGCACCGCGUUGUUACAGGAGAGGUUGAAUCAAGAGGGAGAGAUGAACGCAUUGAAGAAGUCGAUCAACUCGCAUGUGGAGGCAGUUUAA
Molecule: messenger RNA, 1590 nt
Organism: Fusarium poae
Lineage: Eukaryota; Fungi; Ascomycota; Sordariomycetes; Hypocreales; Nectriaceae
Exons: 5
Coding region: 1-1590 (529 amino acids)
Biological process (GO): carbohydrate transport; transmembrane transport
Cellular component (GO): membrane
Molecular function (GO): carbohydrate:proton symporter activity
Source: RefSeq, a predicted model, not a curated record